AUGAUUUUAGAGUAUUUAAUAAAAAUCAAAAAUACAUUGAAUGCUCUUUAUUUACUCCAAAAAUAAAUAAAAGAGAAACCGUAGAUGAAAAAGCCAUUAAUAAAUUUAAUGUAGUUAUAUAUUGCCAUUGUAAUACAGGUUCGCGUAUAGAAUCAUUAUAAUUACUCCCUCAUCUUUUAAGUUUAGGAAUAGGUGUAUUCACUUUUGAUUUUUCAGGAAGCGGUUUAUCAGAAGGCGAAUAUGUAACUUUAGGUUACAAUGAAAGUGAAGAUUUGGAAUGCAUUAUAAAUUAUCUUAAAAAGCAAGAAUAUAUAAAUAAUAUUAUCUUGUGGGGUCGUAGUAUGGGAGCCGUAACUACAUUUUUAUUUUUAACAAAACCUAAUUGUAUGCGAUAUGUAAAAGGUGUCGUCUUUGAUAGUGGUUUUGCUAGUUUAAAUUUUUUAGCAUAGGAAGUAGCUAAAUAAAAAACAGGAAUGCCUAAUUUACUUAUUGAUCCUGUUUUAUCAUAUGUAGGCAAUUCUAUAAAAGAAAAAUGCGGAAUUAAUAUAUUAAAUAUGGAUAUAACUAAAUACAUUCAUAAUAUAUAUGUUCCAUGCUAUUUUGUAUGCUCGAAAGAAGAUAAAUUUAUUAACUGUGAACAUACUGAAUAGCUUUAUAACAGAUAUAAUGGACGAAAAUGGAUUGAAUAUGUAUAAGGAGAUCAUAACGCAUGUAGAAAAAAAGAAACUUUGA
This is a messenger RNA of Ichthyophthirius multifiliis, 732 nucleotides long. RefSeq lists its product as hypothetical. The transcript has a single exon. The record is from RefSeq and is a predicted model, not a curated record. Lineage: Eukaryota; Ciliophora; Oligohymenophorea; Hymenostomatida.